Molecule: messenger RNA, 1396 nt
Organism: Cyclopterus lumpus (lumpfish)
Lineage: Eukaryota; Metazoa; Chordata; Actinopteri; Perciformes; Cyclopteridae
Product: transmembrane protein 69-like
Exons: 3
Coding region: 161-943 (260 amino acids)
Source: RefSeq, a predicted model, not a curated record
ACUUCACGGUGUUCUGGUGGAACUAGAGGUUCAGGAGGACGGCUCAUGACGAACACGGAGGAAAUAAACCGCGUACCGACGUGUUUCCCCACUACAUACCGGGUGACCCUGAGGCUGCUAAAUAACGUUUGAAAUAUGAUGUUGUCAACCUGAGACAGAGAUGAUGAUCUCGGUUGUAUUCAGAAAAAGCACCCUUCCUGCCCAGAAGUUGUGGCUUUGUGCAGGUCCUUCACAGAGAUGCUGGACAUCAGCCCUGAGCCCAAAGCUGCCGUUUUCCGAAAGGGACGACGGACGAGUAAGACCUCCUGCGGUCCUCAGCUUUGUGAGGACAGCGCUCCUCCAGAGGAACCAGAUUAGUGCACCUCCAUUUUUAGUAAGGAAUCAACAGUUCCACUCCUCCCCUGUGAGGCCGAAGAAGCGACCGAUGAUUGAACCUCCCAGAGAGCUGGAUCUGUUGCGCUAUGACAUGAAGGACUUGUGGAAAAGUCCCAAACCAGCCCUGUACCUUUCGUUUGCAGGACUAAUCCCCUUCGUCGCCCCCACUCUGCUCAUGGCUGUGACCGAGAGCUACUUUCCAGAGUUGGCCUAUGCUCAGUUAGCUUACGGAGCCUCAAUUGUUUCCUUCCUGGGUGGAGCCCGCUGGGGAUUUGCUCUUCCCGAGAGCAGCCCAGCCAAACCUGACUGGAUAAAUCUGGCCAACAGUGUGGUUCCCUCCCUGUUAGCCUGGGUGUCCAUGCUGAUGAGCGACAGCAUUGCCACGGCAACCAUCAUGGUUAUUAUGGGACUCGGAAUCUCGCUGCAUUAUGAUCUGUCUCUGCUGCCCACUUACCCCAGCUGGUUCAAAGCCAUUCGUGCCAUCCUGACCACCGUGGCCUUUUUUUCUUUCAUUGGUACACUCAUAAUUAAUGGCAUAUACCCAGAAAAGAAGCUAUUGCCAGGUUAAAUAGUGUUUGUAUACAAUCAUAAAGCCACAUUGUUUUUAUGUUCUUUUUUUUCCUUUGGUAUUAGAGUUCUCUUCCGUCUUAAUCACACGUCUGUCUGGUCAUGUUCUGUGUGUUUUGUAGAAGUUGUAUAUGUUAUAGAUCCUAGCAACAGCUAGCUUCUGUAAAAGCAACAGAAUAAGGAACAGGAAGCAAUGACAGUAGGCUCCUGUUCUCAGGACAGCAUGCUUCCUCAUCAGGGCCUCACGUUGAAUCUGUGUUGUGUAUGUUAGUGGUCCAGCUUUCAAAUAAUUCUGAUGAAAUACUUUUAAGUCAGUGAUUUGACACAAACACUGAGUUACCAGAAUCAGAAUUAUGAAUGCCACACAUCAGAAGAACUAAAGUAAAAAAUAAACUGAAAAUGGGUUCUUGCUCAAUGAAUAUUAAAUAAAUGCUCUCGUCAUUCAACAUACGUA